UCCAGGACCUGAGCUUGCAGCUCCGGGGUGGAGGUGUCUGCAGAGCUGCCAGCUGGGAGGAGAUGGCUCCGGAACUCCCAGGUGCUACUCUCAGCUUCACACCCCGAGGGAUGGGUGCCAAGAACGCCAAGGGGAUCCCCGAGGCAGGGUGGGAAAGACGGAGAGGUUGAACUCCCCUAGAUGCGGCCAGGUCCUCUCCUGGCAUCGUCCUUGGUUAGGAAUUCUCUCCACGGUCAGCAAGGACGAGCUGGACCGGUCCUGAACAGGCAGGGGUUAAAGGGAGGGGCCCUACAAGGAUGACCCUCGGGGUGUGAGGUACCCAGACCCGUGAACAAAGACAUUGGGGGGUGGGGUUCCCAGAGAAGAGUGGGUGGCACAGAAAGCGGGAAUGCUGCCCUGCGCCCCAGAGACAGCGGGGACACCAAGCGACGCGCACCGACUCGCUCACGAGGCAGCCCGCGGGAGGGGUCGGCGUGAGCGCGCGCGGGGUCUCACGCGGCUCGGCGCGAUGUGCGCAUGCUCGCUCCGGCACUCUCCGGGCGGGGCUGGAGGCCCGGCGCUCCCGGGCGGGGGAGGAGCGCUCGCGCAGCCGCCCCUGACAGGCGCGGGCUCGGCGGCGGCUGCAGCGCGCAGCGCCGGGCCCUGCCGGAGCCGGACUAGCAUGUGCCGCGUCUCCCCGGCGGCGACGGCUCCUCUGCAGAAGCCGCAGCGGCCACCAUGGCCAAAGCCAGCGUGGAGCUCACCCGCGAGCUGCAAGGACCUUUCUGUCCCGGCACCGCCCGUCCCGCUCCUCGGUGACAGGUGCAGUUCUGCGCCGCGCUGCCGGGCCGGCUGUCAGUGUUCCUGACCCACCCCUCGGAGAGACGUCCGGUCUCCCCUCCGGAGAGUCCCCGCGUCCCCCACCCGCGCCGGGCGGGGCCAGGAGGUGGGAGCCGAGAGGUCCGGACCGCUGUUGGUCUCAAUAUCCUCCCUCCCCUCCGCCCCGCCCCGGAACUGGCCCUGGAGAUGCUCCUAGGAGCUCGGCUGCGCCCAGACCAGGAGGGCAGAGAGUCAGGGGAAGAGCGCCUGGGUUGGAGCGAAAACCGAGAGCAAGACAGUAUCCGGAGGUGCCUGAGCCAAGGGGCUGUGCUCCAGCAACAUCGUGUGAAGCUAGAGACAAAACCCAAGAAGUUUGAGGACAGAGUGCUGGCCCUGACCUCCUGGCGCCUCCACCUUUUCCCCCUUAAGGUCCCUGCCAAGGUGGAGAGCUCCUUCAAUGUCCUGGAGAUCCGCGCCUUUAACACCCUCAGUCAGAACCAGAUCCUGGUGGAGACUGAGCGAGGAACGGUGAGCAUGCGGCUGCCAUCAGCCGAGAGUGUGGACCAGGUGACCCGACAUGUGAGCUCUGCCCUCUCCAAGGUCUGCCCUGGUCCUGGGUGUUUGAUCCGGCGUGGAAAUGCAGACACCCCAGAGGGACCCCGAGACACAUCCCCCAACUCUGAGACAUCCACAUCUACCACUCACAGUGUGUGUGGUGGCUUCUCUGAGACCUACGCUGCCCUGUGUGACUACAAUGGGCUGCACUGCCGUGAGGAAGUGCAGUGGGAUGUGGACACCAUCUACCAUGCUGAGGAUAACCGCGAGUUCAAUCUUUUGGAUUUCAGCCACCUGGAGAGCCGAGACUUGGCCCUGAUGGUGGCAGCCCUGGCCUACAACCAGUGGUUCACCAAACUCUACUGCAAAGACCUGCGGCUGGGCUCAGAAGUGCUAGAACAGGUGCUACAUACCCUGAGCAAGUCAGGGAGCCUCGAAGAGCUGGUGCUGGACAACGCCGGGCUUAAGACGGACUUUGUCCAGAAGCUGGCCGGGGUGUUUGGGGAGAACGGGAGCUGUGUGCUGCAUGCCCUCACUCUGUCCCACAACCCCAUCGAGGACAAGGGUUUCCUCAGUCUGAGCCAGCAGCUCCUCUGCUUCCCCACUGGCCUCACCAAGCUGUGCCUGGCCAAGACUGCCAUUUCCCCGCGAGGGCUCCAGGCGCUGGGCCAGACCUUCGGGGCCAACCCUGCCUUUGCCAGCUCCCUUCGAUACCUGGACCUGAGCAAGAACCCUGGGCUGCUCGCCACAGACGAGGCCAAUGCCCUCUACAGUUUCCUGGCCCAGCCCAAUGCCCUGGUGCACCUGGACCUGUCAGGGACUGACUGCACUGUCGACCUGCUUCUGGGCGCCCUGCUCCAUGGCUGCUGCGCCCACCUCACCUACCUCAACCUGGCUCGCAACAGCUGCACCCACAGGAAGGGCCGGGAGGCCCCGCCGGCCUUCAAGCAGUUCUUCAGCAGCGCCUACACACUGAGCCACGUCAACCUGUCGGCCACAAGGCUGCCCCUAGAGGCCCUCAGGGCACUGCUUCAGGGCCUCUCCCUCAACAGCCACCUCAGUGAUCUGCACCUGGACCUCAGCAGCUGUGAGCUCCGCUCAGCAGGAGCUCAGGCCUUGCAGGAGCAGCUGGGAUCUGUCACCUGUGUGGGCAGCCUUGAUCUGUCAGACAAUGGGUUCGACUCAGACCUCCUGACAUUGGUGCCUGCACUCGGCAAGAACAAGUCCAUCAAGCACCUGUUCCUGGGCAAGAACUUCAAUGUCAAGGCCAAGACCCUGGAGGAGAUCCUGCACAAGCUGGUACAGCUGAUCCAGGAAGAGGACUGUUCCCUGCAGUCACUGUCAGUGGCAGACUCCCGGCUGAAGCUGCGAACCAGCAUCCUCAUCAAUGCCCUGGGCAGCAACACCUGCCUGGCCAAGGUGGAUCUGAGCGGCAAUGGGAUGGAGGACAUCGGGGCCAAGAUGCUGUCCAAGGCCUUGCAGAUAAACUCCUCCCUCAGAACUAUCCUAUGGGAUCGGAAUAAUACAUCUGCCCUGGGCUUCCUGGACAUCGCAAGGGCUCUGGAGAGCAACCACACACUGCGUUUUAUGUCUUUCCCGGUGAGCGACAUCUCCCAAGCCUACCGCAGCGCUCCUGAGCGCACUGAAGACGUCUGGCAGAAGAUCCAGUGGUGCCUGGUGAGGAACAACCACUCCCAAACGUGCCCCCAGGAGCAGGCAUUCAGGCUGCAGCAGGGCCUGGUGACCAGCAGCGCCGAGCAAAUGCUGCAGCGGCUGUGCGGACGAGUGCAGGAGGAGGUGCGGGCCCUGAGGUUAUGCCCUCUGGAGCCUGUGCAGGAUGAACUUCUCUAUGCUCGGGACCUCAUCAAGGAUGCCAAGAACUCCCGGGCGCUGUUUCCCAGUCUCUAUGAGCUGGGCCAUGUGCUGGCCAAUGAUGGGCCUGUGCGGCAGAGGCUGGAGUCGGUGGCCAGUGAGGUGUCGAAAGCUGUGGACAAGGAGCUGCAGGUGAUCCUGGAGUCCAUGGUCAGCCUGACACAGGAGUUAUGCCCUGUGGCCAUGCGGGUGGCCGAGGGACACAACAAGAUGCUGAGCAACGUGGCAGAGCGCGUCACUGUGCCCCGGAACUUCAUCCGAGGGGCUCUGCUGGAGCAAGCGGGACAGGACAUUCAGAACAAGCUGGAUGAGGUGAAGCUCUCGGUCGUUACCUAUUUGACCAACUCCAUAGUGGACGAGAUCCUGCAGGAGCUAUACCACUCCCACAAGAGCCUGGCCCGGCACCUGACCCAGCUAAGGACACUGUCAGAUCCACAAGGAGGGCCAGGCCAAGGGCAAGAUCUGUCCUCUCGAGGCCGAGGCCGGAACCACGACCAUGAGGAGACCACAGAUGAUGAGCUUGGGACCAACAUUGACACUAUGGCCAUCAAAAAGCAGAAACGCUGCCGCAAGAUCCGCCCCGUAUCUGCCUUCAUCAGUGGGAGCCCUCAGGACAUGGAAAGCCAACUGGGGAACCUCGGGAUCCCCCCUGGCUGGUUCUCAGGACUCGGGGGCAGCCAGCCCACAGCUAGUGGCUCCUGGGAAGGUCUAUCUGAGCUGCCCACUCAUGGCUAUAAACUGAGGCAUCAAACACAAGGGAGGCCCCGGCCGCCCAGGACCACCCCUCCAGGACCUGGCCGGCCCAGUCAGGUACCAGUGGCUGGGACACGCCAGGAGAACGGGACCACCAGCUGCCUGGAUGAGGGGCUGGAGGACUUCUUCAGCCGGAGGGUCAUGGAUGAGAGCUCCAGCUACCCCCGAACUCUGAGGACGGUGCGGCCAGGCCUCUCGGAGCCACCACUGCCUCCGCUCCAGAAGAAGAGACGCCGAGGACUGUUUCACUUUCGCCGUCCUCGGAGCUUCAAGGGGGACAGGGGGCCAGGGUCCCCCACCACUGGACUCUUCCUCCCUCCGCCCCCGCCCCCACCCCCAACUCAGGAGAGCCCCCCUAGCCCAGAGCCCCCAAGCCUCGGCAAUAACUCUUCUCCUUGCUGGAGCCCAGAGGAGGAGAGCAGCCUCCUGCCCGGAUUUGGGGCGGGCCGGGGGCCUUCGUUCCGCAGGAAGAUGGAGACCUCGUUCCAGGGCACUGAGGGGUCAGAGGCAGGGGAGGGGAGCACAGCCCCAGGGACAGCACAGCAGCCGGCGGUACAUGGUGUUGCCCUGCCUGGAUUAGGAAGAGCCAAGGGUUGGAGCUUCGAUGGGAAACGAGAGGGCACAGGUCCUGACCUGGAGGACAGCACCCAGGCAUGGCAGAAACGGCGCUCUUCAGAUGACGCAGGUCCUGGAGCCUGGAAGCCCCCACCACCACCCCAAAGCAGCAAACCAAGCUUCAGCGCCAUGCGCCGAGCAGAGGCCACAUGGCACAUAGCCGAGGAGAGUGCCCCCAGCCACAGCUGCCAGAGCCCCAGCCCAGCCUCCCAAGAUGGAGAGGAAGAGAAAGAGGGGACUUUCUUCCCAGAGAGGACAGUUCCAGCAAGGAAUGCCAAGCUGCAGGACCCUCCUUUAGCUCCACGGCCCCCCAAGCCAGUGGCUGUGCCCAGGGGCCGCCGACCCCCCCAGGUGCCAGGGGGAAGGGAGGAGGCUGAGACUGGGGCUGCAGCCCCAGGAGUCAACAAGCCCCGGCUGAGGCUGGGCUCACAGCAAGACCAAGAGGAACCUGAAGUCCAAGGGCUCCCCGACCCAGGCCGCCGGACUGCCCCCUUGAAGCCCAAAAGGACACGGCGCGCACAGUCCUGUGACAAACUGGAGCCUGAUAGAAGACAGCCUCCUGACCCCACAGGUGCUAGUGCAGGAACCAGUGAGCCCGGAACAGACUGACAGCCGCUGCAGCAUCUUCCCCAGCCUUCCUCUCGACAUGUGCCUCACAAGGACUCAGACCCCCACCCAUUCCUGCUCCCCCAGACCUCCCGCUAGCCCCUGUCCUACAGAGACAGGAUGUAGGGCUGGGCAUAGAGGAGCAGGAGGCAGGGGGACCGGAAGGGAGGAAGCAACCUGGAGAAAGGGAGGCGCUCAUUGCCUGCCUCCAUGCCUUGCUCUGCAGAGAGCUUUGGGUGGACCUGUCUCCUCCCCUGGGAGGGUGGAUCGCUGUCCCUCUACCCCCAGGGGCUUCUCCCCACUUGUAUAGAAUAAAAAAAAAAAUAAUAAACAGUC
Molecule: messenger RNA, 5535 nt
Organism: Chinchilla lanigera (long-tailed chinchilla)
Lineage: Eukaryota; Metazoa; Chordata; Mammalia; Rodentia; Chinchillidae
Gene: Carmil3
Product: leucine rich repeat containing 16B
Exons: 41
Coding region: 1006-5202 (1398 amino acids)
Biological process (GO): regulation of Arp2/3 complex-mediated actin nucleation; cell migration
Cellular component (GO): lamellipodium; plasma membrane
Molecular function (GO): protein binding
Source: RefSeq, a predicted model, not a curated record